GACAUUUUACGAAUGUCAACACAAUUGAACACUGUGGAAGAACAGCUUCGGGAGAAAGAUGCUGAGCUCAAGGGUAUGUACCUAAAUUUACCUUUACCUUGCUAAUCAACCGUUUUCAUAUUCCUUAAAUCAUUCAUUAAAAUAUUCAUUAAAAUGGAACACUCAUAAUUGAUAACUCACAUGCCUAAUUAUCACUGUUCUGAUAAUGUAAGCAUAACAUGGAACAAAGGUAACCAAGUAUUUAAAUUGUGCGGUGCAUCAGAACUACCAAGUCUCUCUUAAACCUUUUAUCAUUGUUUUAUUUUCAGAAAGUGAAGAUGAGGGAACAAGUGAAAAUAUUCGUCAGGAUAUCGAAGCUUUGGAAAACAAGAGAUCAGAGCUGAUGAAACAACGAGAAGGACUGGAUACGAAACUAAAAGAAGGCUGUUUGUUGAAUGUCGAAGAGGAGCGAAGGUAUCGUUUCUUCUUUUGAUUUUUAAAUAAAAUAAGCCAAGUUACUUCAGUUAAAUGGCUGUGUCGGUUCUAAACUGUUCUCGCUAGAGGUCCAGGCCCUUAUUGUUCUUCUGUUAGGCCAAAAAAAAUAUGUGGGUUUCCGGUUUCCCGACCCUACCUAGCUUUUGGACGUCGAAAUCCCGACCCUAAACUUUUUUAUUGGAUCAUGCUUGUAAGUGUUUCCACUUAGAGGAAAAAGUUUGUGGAAAAUUGAAAUUUGAGGCAAUAUUAGGGAAAUUUAUCUUUGGAUGUGGAAGCACUGACUAAACAAAAUGGCGUCCGGUUGUUAGGAAAAUUAAAAAAAAAGUUUAAAAAAAAAAGUUAAAACCGACCUACCCUACCUAAGUUUUUAUAAGAAGAAACCGGAAACCCACAUAUAUUUUUUUUGCCUUACUACAGGAGGAAACCAAAACUUUAUGUACUGUUUAAAACACGAGGAAACAGCUCGAGUGUCUUAUAUCUGAUAAAGCAUGAACUGCGAAUGUUUGUUUUUAUCACAUACAAAACCGUCGACACAGAAAAUGAUGCGGUCUGAAAUUCAGCGAGUUUUUCUUAUAUUGCUGUACUGUAUAUAAUAUAUGGCGUCCGUUUUACAGCAUGAUGAUUGUAUUUAAAUUGACAAUAUUUAACUAUUGUGUUGUGUUUCAUGAAUUAUUAAUGCUUUUUUAAAUGUCUCUAUUAGUUUCAGAUUGUUCCCCUUGGAGGUCCAGUGAUUUGUUUUCUUGCUACACCAAACCCACAUACAGUAUCUUUUUCUCUCUGACAGACUUUUAGAAUUCGACGAAGGCAUAGAAGCGCUCGAAGCGGCCAUCGAAUUCAAAACCGACUCAAUCAACACACAGAAGAACAAGUUGGGCGUUGAAAAACCCGAAUUCUCACAGAACGAGUUAGUUGCAAAACUAAACAGCUUGGGGCGAGAAGAUGCCAUAUUCCUGCUCUCAAAAUAUUUCGAGAAAGUGAUCUCUCAUCGCGAGAAUGAACGAAAACAGCAAGUGAAGUGCGACGAUAUGACUCUACGUGUUGACGAGCAAGACCGCGUGAUCAGGGAACUGGAACGAGGGUUUCAGCAGGCGGAUUUGCGGGCUGAACGCAGGCUAACUGAUCAGGCAAAGGAGUAUGAACAGCGAGUACAGUUCCUUAUGAAACAAGUCAAUGAUAUGGAGCAGCACACAAGGUAAGGUUCUGUCGGUUCACUGAACUGCGUAUAUAUCUGGAGCGAGAAGUCGGGUCCAAAAAGUGAGGUCAGCUUUGUGUUAACCGCGCAGACAUAAACAACAGAAAGAGACUGGAACUGAUGUCCUAUAGCUCUUCAAUUUCCGCCAUCUUGGCAUAGCCAACUAUACACGUAAAAAUCACACAACUUGUCAACAAGAUGUGUUCGCAUCAGGCUUGUAGCAAGCUUGUCAACAAGUUGUAACAAUGUUGUUAUUUCAUCAAUGUUGCUACAAGGUUGUCACUCACAACUUGUCAAUAAGAUGUGUUUGCAACAGACUUGUAGCGAACUUGUCAACAAGUUGUAACAAUGCUGUUAUUUUAUCAAGUUGCUACAAAGUUGUCACUCACAACUUGUUGACGAUAACAAGUUGUUGGAACAACCUGUAACAAGUUUGUUGAGCUCAACAACCUUGUAGCAAGCUUGUCAACGAGUUGUAACAAUGCUGUUAUUUUAUCAAGUUGCUACAAGGUUGUCACUCACAACUUGUUGACAAAUUGUUGAAUUGUAGGACGAUAACAAGUUGUUGGAACAACUUGUAACAAGUCUGUUGAGUUCAACAACCUUGUAGCAAGUUGUUAAGAAGAUAUAACAAUGUUGUUUUUUUAUCAAGUUGCUACAAGGUUGUCACUCACAACUUGUUGACAAAUUGUUGAAUUGGAGGACGAUAACAAGUUGUUGGAACAACUUGUAACAAGUUUGCUGAGCUCAAUAACCUUGUAGCAAGUUGUCAACAAGUUGUAACAAUGCUGUUAUUUUAUCAAGUUGCUACAAGGUUGUCACUCACAACUUGUCGACAAGUUGUUGAAUUGCAGGACGAUAAUAAGUUGUUGGAACAACUUGUAACAAGUCUGUUGAGCUCAACAACCUUGUAGCAAGUCAACAAGCUGGGAACAAGCAGUGCGAACUCAUCCUGUUCACAAGUUGUUGGAACAGCAUUGCUACAAGUCUGCUGCAGGUUUGUGCUGAACGUGUGUAUUUUUGUCGAAACAUCAUAAACAUGUCUUAUCUAAGAGAUGUAUUUCUUGACUUCAAUCAGUGAGAAAGAUGGUCGUAUUCACGAGCUUGAGAAGGACCUGUAUUACUACAAAAAAGUCAGUCGAGACUUGAAGAAGAAACUGCGAGAACUGGCCGGGAAAGAUGGAGUACUGGACUCUAUGCAAACCAUCAGCUUGCAGAGCGAGGUACCGUCUGAAGCAGAGCUUAGGUUGACUGUCGAGGUGAAGAGUCAGGAUAAGAAAGAGAAUAAAUUAACUGAUGGAAAUAUUAAG
Messenger RNA from Paramuricea clavata, 2976 nucleotides. Lineage: Eukaryota; Metazoa; Cnidaria; Anthozoa; Malacalcyonacea; Plexauridae. The record is from the annotation of a GenBank genome assembly.